This is a messenger RNA of Linderina pennispora, 3540 nucleotides long. RefSeq lists its product as uncharacterized. NCBI's taxonomy places the organism in Eukaryota, Fungi, Kickxellomycota, Kickxellomycetes, Kickxellales, Kickxellaceae. Gene Ontology annotation, biological process: cell division. The transcript has a single exon. The coding region runs from base 36 to 3323 and encodes 1095 amino acids. The record is from RefSeq and is a predicted model, not a curated record. Gene Ontology annotation, molecular function: protein binding.
CUUGAAUAUCUCUUACACUAUACCUGUUCUUUCGCAUGUCUGAAAUUGUCGCGCAUUUGCGGUCAUUGCGGCGGUCCUGCGCUCAGGGCAUGGCGUGGAGCUCGGCGCUGGUGUGGGCCGAAAAGGUGACUUUGCUGACUGGCGACACAGAAGACGUGCUCUGGCUAGUCGACGCGCUAGUGACGAAUGGCCAAUACCGGCAGGCAGAGGAAUGGCUUAACCACCAACAGUACGCCAGGCGAAUCUGCAACACUGCCCCAGGACAAUAUUUGGCGUCAAUUGUUGCGCUACGGCUGGGCAGAGCUGAGGAUGCACUGGACUUGCUCGGCAAAGCAGCAGCUGAACUGACCACUGGACUAGCAGGCCCUGGUAUUGGCACACACUCUACAAAAUUCCCAGGUGCUCAAGGUGAAACGCCAACCACGUCAAGGUCAGCGAAGCCAGUGUCCUCACUCACAUCUUCGCUGUAUGACAGUGCAGUCAAGACUGGCCCUACAAAUGCGCCUGCAUACAACCUUGGCAGUAGCUGCUUAAAUACAGCAAACGAGCAUCCACUGAAUCCGCGUGCCUUGGUGCUGUACAUGCAAGGCGCGGCAGUAAUCCAGCUAAGCAAUGCAGGUGGUACUGAGGACCUCCCUAGCAUCAAAGAACUGGCCACUCGUCACCCUGACAAUACCAGGAGUCUGUCGACUAUGCACCGUCGAAGCACUUUAAGAUCGGUAGCCGAAACCCCCGAUCCAGGUCCCGCGUCACAACCUGGUGGUAUCGGCGGAGCUGCGGGAGAAAACGUUAGCCCACUAAGUGCCUUGGUCAAGCGACUAUGGAUUGAGGCGGUCAAGGCUGAUGCGCGGUGCUGGGAGGCCUGGUCAGGGCUGAGAGAGCACGGUUUGCUGACAUGCAAGGAAGAGCUUAGCUUGAUUGCGAGCCUAGAUUGGACCUCGCAUUGUGCUGGAUCUGAGGGAGUUGGGCAGUUCUUUAAGCAGUACUGUCUGGCAACCAUGACUACAUAUGCUACGAAUGAGCAGACAGUCCAGGCAACAGCCAGCUUGUUAAAGAGCUACCCAUGUCUAGUGCAAGAUCCUAGUCUGCUGGCAAUCCAGGCGUCACGACUGCUGUCACUCGGCCGUGCUCGCGACUGUCUCACGUACACCGUGCGUGUUUUGGAGAUUCGCCGUAUCCCGGACCCCGGCACAACCGCAAUCCACAUCAGUGCACUCACAGUACUACACGCCAGAGACGCGCUGUUCCGGAUCGCGCACGAGCUGGCUGAGGAAUUCGGCAUCUCGUCGAUCAAGCGAAUUGAUAUUGAGCCAGCCGACACUGCCAAUGACUUGUUUGCAGGGGGCAUGGCAGGGAUCCCCGGUAGCAGUGGCUCGGUGAUGUCGACCCCCAGGUCAACUUGCUCUGCAUCCAAUAUCAGGCACUCGAUUGGCGCAUCCGCGUCUGGCGUCAGUCGCAUCCGGUCAGGCGCCCGUGGUCUACUUAUUCCCGAAACCCCCUCACGCCUGAAUGGCGGCGGAAGUGCCACAUCCCAAAGGGCUAGUAGAUCAAUGCAGCCAGCGGCCCAGUCUUCCUCUGCCGCUACCGCUGCUGCUUGGAAAGGACUGUGGGGACUACCAACUUGGACACGGCCAGGACCACCUGUGCUGGCAACAUAUCCAUGCGCACUGGGGCCAUCGCAUAUGACGCCAGUUAUCAAUGACACGUCUGUCUCCACAAUGGAUACGUUCUCAACGACCAGCGCCCAGUCGAUCGGUAGCCCAACCCAAGAUGAGUUCAUCGGCGCCUCCUUGGCAUGGUUUGCGAUCGGUUGCUACUACUUGGUGACGGCAUCGAUUCUAACAGCCCCAGCCUCUGCUCAAGCCGACUGGGGGCAGUCACAUACGUCCUUUGGGAUUCUGACGUCCGCAGCUCGCCUGGGCAUAUCUGGAUCUAACAGCGAUGGUGGGACCUCGCUGCGUCGUGGUCAGCCGCUGACACCUGAAGCUGAGCAUGCGCUCUCUGAAGCCCGCCGGUGGCUUACCAAAACGACCCUUGUCUCACCGCGCAGUGUUUCGGCAUGGGCCGCUUUUGCCCAUACGUUCGUGCUUGCUGGAGAGUGGGAAUCGGCAACACGUGCUCUGCACACAGCUGUCGGUCUGUGUGGAUUCGAAGGUGUUGUUCACGGCGGUGGCCGCGACUCUGGAUCGAUAGCAAAGUCGUCACACGGGACACCUAGCAAGCACGCGGCAUUUAGAAGCGCACGGGUACUGCAGUUGCCAGAGCGUGGCAGUCGGGCUGCACAUGCACCACUGGCAAGCCUUGGCAGUGUUUACCUACAAAUGGGUGACCUAACCAUGGCCGAGUCAUGUUUUGAUGCCAGUAUGCGCUGCCUGAGUGGAUUCUGCAUCCGCGACUGUCUCUCUCUAUGGAUGCCGGUCGUUGACGCCAUCCAUGAUGACCAGAUCCUAGCCUGGUGCGAGAACACCAGCCAUAAGCAGUCCGAAUCCAAUCGUAUUAGUCACUCAGCAUCAGCCAUGACUGACCCACAGCUGCUCAACGAUAUUGGUGUCCUAUACUACGCGCGCAGCGAAUUUAGUACAGCAAAGCUGCUCUUUGCCAUGGCACUCCAUGCUCUGCAUAUCAACACUAACCAGCAACAUAUGCUGCAAUCGGCAUUCGCUCCGUCGCAGAAGCACACUACGCGCUGGUCACGAGCGCCAGAUGCUCAGGCUGCAUAUUCUCUGCCCAUGGCCAACCUGGGCAAUGCUUUGCGUCGCAUGGAUCGACUUGAUGCCGCACUGCUGUGCCUCGACGCAUCGGCAAAAUGCAUGCCAUCCAACCCCGAAAUUACACUAUCGACUGCGUUCACCCUACACUCUCGUGCAAUAUCCCUACUCGACCAAAGCGACUCUGUCAGUGCCAGCCGCGACCUCGACCGCUCCAUCGAUUUGUACCACGAUAUUCUCUCCUCGCGACCUGGUGACCCAGUCACCACUGAUCUUCUGGCACUGGCACUGGAGUUAUCUACAAACAUCCAAGGCACGGUUUUGCUAGGUGGGCUGUUGGAUUUCAGCAAGGGACAGCAUGCCCAAAUGGACCAGCAUCCUCGAACCCCAGGUGAGCUGAAAUAUCAACGGGAUGUAAGCAGCAAGCCAUCAAAUCCGAGUUCUCCUCACCAAGCCUCCAUUUCUAGAGAGGAAUUACCAGCCAUAGAGUUAGACCAGUACUCCAGCAGCUACCACCCUUCAUCCAAUCGUGCGUCACUGGAGCCAGAAGUUGAUGAAAGUGACGAGGAAAUGGAGAUUGAAGAGGAUACCGACAGCGAUAUGGCUGUAGACUGAUCUGGCUAAAUGCUGCGCCUUUGAAUACUUUAAUACCAUGCGGUUAACCGACACCUCACAGUUCACCAUCUCCGUGACAGUGUGAGAUAAGAACAAGCAUGAAGUAAUGAAGCAAACGAUCACAGAGCGCUCAUGGAGCGGGGCUUGGCAGAUAAGGAGAGCCCGUAGUUGAGGAUCGUGGCCCAUAUCAAGACUGCCAUCCAUAGAAACAGUAAAU